CGCUUCGAGUCGCUCACUCUCUCGCACAACAACAUGGUGGCCCUCAAGCCCAUCCUGGAGGCCUGGCCGGAGGAGGCGGAGCGCGCGCAGCGCGAGAAGCUGGCCAAGCCCGAGGCGGACUCGACGGGCGACAAGAAGCGCAAGCGCACCUCCAUCGCGGCGCCCGAGAAGCGCUCGCUCGAGGCGUACUUCGCCGUCCAGCCGCGGCCCUCCUCCGAGAAGAUCGCGGCCAUCGCCGAGAAACUGGACCUCAAGAAGAACGUGGUGCGGGUCUGGUUCUGCAACCAGAGACAGAAACAGAAGCGCAUGAAGUUCUCCGCCGCUUACUAG
Molecule: messenger RNA, 330 nt
Organism: Python bivittatus (Burmese python)
Lineage: Eukaryota; Metazoa; Chordata; Lepidosauria; Squamata; Pythonidae
Source: RefSeq, a predicted model, not a curated record